UCCCACAAACACACACUCACGAUUUUCAUGCUCUCACUCUUUUCCCUUUUUCCUCUUUAACUACGCAGUUCAACAUUUUUUUUUCUAUUUCGAUUCCUUCCAUUGCCUUCUGCUCGAAUUGAACAGAUAAUGAUUGGGGGUUGAAAGCUUCGGUGGCCAUUGUGUUCCAUACCAUCCGAACAACAGUACAAUACAAGUUUCAUAAAACAAUUGAAAAGUAAUAAAAUAACUGAAUGUUGAAGUGGCCUUUUGGGGUGCUUUGAAUUCGGGACAUGGUCUCGUUGUCAUUGAUGGAAAUGAAGAUUUAGAGAAAAAGCUGAGAAAAUGGGUUCCUUUACAGAGGAGGAGGCAAUGCAAGGCCCAACUGGCAGUGAUGAGAGGAUUCUGGUUUCUGUUCGUGUGAGACCUCUGAACGAAAAGGAGCUCGUAAGAAAUGAUCUGUCUGAAUGGGAAUGCAUCAAUGACACAACCAUCAUGUACAGGAGCAACCUUUCAGCCACAGAAAGGUCCCUGUAUCCAACAACCUAUACAUUUGAUCGAUUAUUCAGGAGUGACUGCCCCACAAGGCAGGUGUAUGAAGAAGCAGCUAAGGAAGUUGCUCUUUCAGGUCUCAGUGGCAUCAACUCAAGCAUUUUUGCAUAUGGACAAACAAGCAGCGGAAAAACAUACACCAUGAGUGGUGUAACAGAGUACGCAGUAGCAGAUGUUUUCAACUACAUAGAAAGGCACAAGGAAAGGGAAUUUGUUUUGAAGUUUUCAGCAUUGGAAAUCUAUAAUGAAUCUGUCAGGGACCUCCUUAGCGUUGACAGUACACCUCUCAGACUUCUUGAUGAUCCAGAGAAAGGGACAGUCGUUGAGAGGCUCACAGAGGAAACUUUAAGGGACUGGAACCAUUUUCAAGAACUUAUUUCAUUCUGUGAAGCUCAAAGGCAGAUAGGGGAGACGGCUCUGAAUGAAGUGAGCUCCAGAUCUCAUCAGAUUCUCAGGCUGACAAUUGAAAGUUCUGCACGUGAAUUUCUGGGAAAUGACAAAAUGAGCUCCCUCGCCGCUUCUGUGAAUUUUGUUGAUCUUGCUGGGAGUGAGCGCGCAUCCCAAACUAAUUCAGCUGGUACGAGGUUGAAAGAGGGUUGCCACAUAAAUCGUAGUUUACUGACUCUAGGAACUGUCAUCCGCAAACUAAGCAAGGGGAGAAAUGGACAUAUUCCUUUCAGAGAUUCAAAGCUAACCCGCAUAUUGCAGUCCUCAUUAGCAGGCAAUGCUAAAACUGCAAUCAUCUGCACCAUGAGCCCUGCAAGGAGCCAUGUUGAGCAAACCAGAAACACCCUUUUAUUUGCAAGUUGUGCUAAAGAAGUGACAACUAAUGCAAAAGUCAAUGUAGUGAUGUCUGAUAAGUUGUUGGUCAAACAACUGCAAAAAGAGUUGGCUAGACUGGAAGGUGAGUUGAAAAAUUCAGCGCCAACCCAUCUUAAAUCUGAUUCUGCAGCAUUGCUGAGGGAAAAAGACCUCCAAAUUGAGAUGUUAAAGAAAGAGAUAAUGGAUCUGACGAUGCAGCGGGACCUUGCUCAGUCUCAAAUAAAGGACAUGAUUCAAGUGGUUGGAGACGAUAUGUCCUCAAUGGAAUUGGAAAGUCUGGGAGGUCGUCAAUAUCCCAAAUUACGUGUCCGAAAUUCAUUUGACUUUGAUAAUCGAACAGCCGAAAGAUCAUAUUUGACAAGUUUUGACUGUAUAGAGAGUGUCAGAUCUUUUGAUGCAUCUCAGUAUUCAGACGGACAUAGUUUUAGUUCUGAUGAGAACUAUUUCCAACUCCCUGAUUUGGAAAAGAAUCUUCCCGUCAGGAUUGCUUCCCCUGGGCCUCCAUUUGUAAGUCUUGAUGCUGCACAUAAUGAUUUGGAUCAGAAAAGGGUUGAAGAACAACAUGAAGAUAAUUUAGGGGACCGUUGUAGGGAAGUUAGGUGCAUUGAGUCCGAGGACGUAAAUGCAAACACACAUACAAACUCAAAUCCAGAAGAUUUAAGUACAAGUUUAUACAUAGACUCUACUGCAUCAUCUCCGCGGGCAAAUACAGUCGUAUCUGGAUUAAUCGAAGUUGAUAAUAGAGACAAAGAAAAUCUAGAUUUGUGUUCACCUGUGUUAAAGGACAACAAAGAAAUAAUCCGCUUGCAAGAACGUCUUAUUCUUCCCUCUACAGAGAAAAUAUCUCCAUGGCUGGCACAAAACAGUGCACCUAGUUCUAGAACCUUGAAAUUAACCCGAAGCAGAAGUUGUAGAGCAAGUCUUAUGAGAGACUCAUCUUCAGAUUGGUUUGACCAGGAAGAAAUGACUCAGAACACACUCCUAACAGGAAUGGAAAAUGACUUCACCGGAAGACCCGAUGGCCGUCAAAGGAAGAGCUGUUGUACACUCAAUUAUAAUGGCAAUAAUGAGAGGUUAGAAUGGGCUGGUUAUGAGAAUUCUCUGGGAAGUUCUGCUGCUGAUGUACAAAAUAAGAAAUCGUCCACUGACAAUGAAAGUUGUAACAAUAAUUCAUUAGCACAUGGAGGAAAGGAAAAGAAUGAUCUUGAAAGUUCAAGUCCACAAGCGAACCCUGAGGUUCCAGAGGCAGUAAUGGAGUCCGAUGUUAAUGAAAAGAAGUCCAAAGAUGUUGGUGUGGACCCAUUGCAAUCGGAGGAAGAAAAACAGUUGGAAUGGUCUUCAAAAUUUAAGCAGCUGCAGAAAGAGAUAAUUGAACUCUGGCAUGCUUGUAAUGUUUCAUUGGUUCACAGGACUUACUUUUUCCUUCUAUUCAAAGGAGACCCGACAGAUUCUAUCUAUAUGGAAGUAGAGCUAAGAAGGUUGUCCUAUCUCAAGCAAACCUUUGCUCAGGGGAAUCAGACAGUGGAAGACGGACGUACCCUUACCCCUGAAUCAAGCAUGAAGUAUCUUAGAAGCGAGAGACAAAUGUUGAGCAGGGAAAUGGAGAGGAAGCUGACAAAAUCUGAAAGAGAGAACCUGUAUAUUAAAUGGGGGAUUCGUUUGAGUUCAAAGCAUAGAAGGUUGCAACUUGCCCACCUCUUAUGGUCAGAAACACAAGACAUGGUACACAUUAGAGAGAGUGCCAAUAUUGUUGCAAAGCUGGUUGGUUCAGUCGAGCCAGAUCAGGCUUUUAAGGAGAUGUUUGGGCUCAACUUUGCCCCACGCCGCACAAUUAGGAAAUCUUUUGGUUGGAAACAUCGAGUAUGAAGGUUGAUAGCCGAAUCAAAUUAUUUUAUAGGAAGUUUGAUGUGGCCAUGUAAAAAUUUCCCCUGGCUCCAUUUAACAUAGGACAUUUUUUUUCCUUGUAAAAACAACCAGAUCUCAAUUUUAUGUUUCUAGCCCUGAUUGCUACUUGAUUGUGAGGAGGUUUAUCAAGAUGCGCAGUUCCAAGGUUACAAAAUAUUAAAUAUUUAUUAGU
This is a messenger RNA of Cajanus cajan (pigeon pea), 3430 nucleotides long. NCBI's taxonomy places the organism in Eukaryota, Viridiplantae, Streptophyta, Magnoliopsida, Fabales, Fabaceae. The record is from RefSeq and is a predicted model, not a curated record.